CUCCGCCCCCAGGGCGGAGCUUGGCCCCGACGUGAUUGGGGAUGAAUGCUUUGGUGAGACGUGGAGUGGCCCGUGCGGGCAUUCCCUGUAUUUGGAGAGGGAAAUUCUUCAGCUCCGGGAAUGAGCCGGCAGAAAGCCACCAGGUGACGCCGAUGCUGCGGCAUCUUAUGUAUAAAAUAAAGUCUACAGGUCCCAUCACUGUGGCAGAGUACAUGAAGGAGGUUUUGACCAACCCAGCCAAGGGCUAUUAUGUGCAUCACGAUAUGCUAGGAGAAAAAGGAGACUUCAUAACCUCACCUGAAAUAAGUCAGAUCUUUGGGGAGCUCCUAGGGAUAUGGUUCGUUAGUGAAUGGAUGAGCUCUGGAAAAAGUACAACUUUCCAGCUGGUGGAGCUGGGCCCAGGCCGGGGUACCCUCACUGGAGAUAUUUUGAGGGUGUUCAGUCAGCUUGGGUCUGUGCUAAAAAACUGCGACAUUUCAAUCCACCUCGUAGAGGUGAGCCAAAAGUUAAGUGAGAUUCAAGCACUGACACUGACGGAGGAGAAGCUCCCCUUGGAGAGAGAUGCUGACUCCCUGGUGUACAUGAAAGGUGUCAGCAAGUCUGGGAUUCCAGUCUCCUGGUACCGGGAUCUGAAGGAUGUCCCUAAAGGAUACAGCUUUUAUCUCGCACAUGAGUUUUUCGAUGUUCUUCCCGUGCAUAAGUUUCAGAAAACACCACAAGGAUGGAGAGAAGUGCUUGUUGAUAUCGACCCACGGGUUUCUGAUAAGCUGAGGUUCGUCCUGGCGCCUUGUGCAACCCCAGCAGAAGCCUUCAUACAACACGAUGAGAAAAGGGACCAUGUAGAAGUCUGCCCCGAAGCUGGGAUCAUCAUACAGGAGCUGGCUCAGCGCAUUGCACUCACUGGAGGCGCUGCCCUGAUUGCUGACUACGGUCACGAUGGAACCAAGACAGACACCUUCCGAGGCUUCUGUGGACACCAGCUUCAUGAUGUCUUAAUUGCUCCUGGAACAGCCGACCUGACAGCGGACGUGGACUUCAGUUAUCUGCGCAGAAUGGCCCAGGGAAAAGUAGCUUCUCUGGGUCCAGUAGAGCAACGGACAUUUUUAAAAAACAUGGGCAUUGAUGUCCGGCUGAAGGUUCUUUUAGAUAACGCAGAUGAGGCAUCCGUGAAGCAGCAGUUACUUCGGGGGUAUGAUAUGUUAAUGAACCCUCAGAAGAUGGGAGAAAGAUUCAACUUCUUUGCCUUGCUACCUCAUCAGAGACUUCAUGGCGCGAGUCAAGAAAGGAAUGGCCGACAGUCAAAAACCCCCACGUCAUCUGUGGCUGGGUUUGAUGAACUUGUUUGGCAGUGAUAGUUCAACUUGGACUUUUUAUACCUCAGUGUGCUUUAAAAGUCAAAAUAAAAGAAACUCAUUUUGUACAUUGAA
Messenger RNA from Myodes glareolus (Bank vole), 1427 nucleotides. RefSeq names its product NADH:ubiquinone oxidoreductase complex assembly factor 7 (gene Ndufaf7). The record is from RefSeq and is a predicted model, not a curated record. Gene Ontology annotation, molecular function: protein-arginine omega-N symmetric methyltransferase activity. Lineage: Eukaryota; Metazoa; Chordata; Mammalia; Rodentia; Cricetidae. Gene Ontology annotation, biological process: mitochondrial respiratory chain complex I assembly. Gene Ontology annotation, cellular component: mitochondrion.